AUGGACAGCUCGUCCGAGCCGGCUGCAGCUGAGCUGCGCUUCUCUAGUGCAUCUGUGCCCCUGGACCUGACGGACAGCGGCCCGGGGGGCGCCGGCGCGGGCAUGAUCGCGUCGCCGCUGCGAGAGGUGAACAGCGUCGACACGGAGAAGCUCACGACGGGGCCGCUCCGCGCGCCCGCGCCACUGAGUCCUAUACGCUCUGGUGUGCUCGUCGACUCCAUCGAUAGCCGGGAACAGUCGCCGAAUUCAGUGACCCGAGAGAGACAGAUCGAGGAGGUCGUCGACAGACGCAUGCACGAGCACCUCGCCAUGAUGGCCUCGACGGUCUAUCCGACGCCCGCGGACCUCACCGCCGCGCUCGCGCACCAGCGGAUGCUCUCUGGCGGCGCCCCCCACCAGGCCUCCGCGCACGUCAGCCUGUCGAGCGGACCGUCCCACCGCACGGAGUUCUCGACGAAGGAGAUCGUGCAGCUCGUCAACGACUACGAACUCGCCCAGUGCUCUCUCGACAGCUACUUCGGCCUCCCAGGGUCGAGCGUCGCCAAGGUCGGAGGGAUCCACGGCCCGGCGGUGGAGAUGGACCGGUACGGCGAGGUCUUCGAGGACGACCGGCUCGGCAUCCGGUGCUGCGUGUACGCCCGGCGCAACGUGCGGCGUCUGCUCGGGUCCGGGAAAUCGCUCUCCGCGAUGGUGUUCGCGUUCCGGGGCACCGACGGCGGGCAGGGCCGCGACCUCAUCGUCAAGAACAUCGCCGCGGACUGGCGGCUGUUCCAGGACCCAGACAAGGAGAUCCUGGUCGAGAAGUCCGCGCGGCUGUUCGUGCAGUCCCGCAUGCGCGAGGCCGAGGCGCUGUACCCCCUGGAGGAGUGGGUGUUUUAUACCUGCGGACACUCCCUGGGGGGCUUCCUCGCGUGCUCGUGCGCGGUGCAGAUCCCGCGCGUGGACCGCUGCGUCUCCUUCGAGUCCCCCGGCGCCACGACGUUCCUCCUCGAGACGGCCCUGCGCCGCUGGGAGGGCCACUACCAGCACUUUGGGCACUCGUAUGCCACGGGGUCGGACACGUUCGCGGCGUUCUGGGAGAACAAGGUGACGAACUACGUCGCGGCGCCGAACCUCGUCAACACGUGCCUGCCGCACCUGGGCGAGGUGGUCAGGGUCAAGUUUCCGGAGCACCGUCGGCGGCAGAAGUCGGCGCUCCGGCACGCGAUAUCCUGCGUGCUCGCGACGGUCUCGCGCGGCCUGUCGUGGAUGGCCAUGUGGCAAACGACGUCCGCGAUCGCCUCUUACAUUCAUCUCCGCAAGGAGGUCAAGCGCGCGAAGCGGGCGAAGCGGAACAUCGCGCGCUGGGACGUGAUCGGGAAGUUCAUGACGGAGCGCGAGGAGAAGCACGUGCAGGGGCUCAUGGCGGGCUCGAUCCUCGGCGCGAUCAUGUCGGGCCUGCUGUCGGGGAGCCUGGCGGUGUAUUACCUGCUGGGGAGGGGACUGUCGACGGUGCGGAACACGGGGUACACGCACGACCUCGGGCUGAUGAUCCAGGCGUUCGACGCGAAGCGGGGCGUCCCGAAGCACUCCGUGCUCAUGCAGUCCUGGCCGGACCUGCGCAGCAUGGCCGGCAACGGCCGCAUCUGGCGCAUGCUCCGCUCGCUCCUGACCGAGGCCGUCGUGCCCAUGGCGCCCACGAGCGCCGGCCUGCACAACCUCGGCCGGCAAGAGCGCAUGAUGGAGGCCCGCAUCAAGACGAUUCCGGGGUACAUCGAGCACGGCGUGGGGCAGAAGCGCAUCAUGUCCGGGUACGGCAUCUCGACGAACGCGUACUCGAACCAGAGCGCCGCGCGGCUGGCGCGGCUGUCGGAGGGCACGCGGGGGAGCAAGCACCGCCGCGCUGCGUCAGGGUUCCUGAACCAGCUCAACCCGUGGUCGGGCGCGUGA
Molecule: messenger RNA, 1929 nt
Organism: Pedinophyceae sp. YPF-701
Lineage: Eukaryota; Viridiplantae; Chlorophyta; Pedinophyceae
Source: the annotation of a GenBank genome assembly